AGGCCUUUGGGAUCAAGUCGAUCCAGACUCGGUUUUAUCCGCUUCGAUCGCCCUCAUGGCAUGGAACUUGUUGUUGCCAAUGUUGAGGCAGUCGCUGCUGCUGUGCGGAUGUCGUAUGGGCCAUGCGGCCGGGACCAACUUGUUGUCACAGAAACUCAAAAGUUGGUAACCAAUUCUGCAGCGCGCAUCUUGAGCCUGGCUCGACCAGGAUCACCGAUUGCAAAGGUCCUGCUGCAACACGUGUGCAAGUUCGCCGAGGAGAUUGGAGAUGGUGCGGCCACCUUGGCUCUUUUGCUGGAUGGUGCUUUCCAAUUUUGUGCUAGUGCCAUGAAGGAUGGCAAGGCAAGUCAGCAGGACCUCGGACGAUGCUUUCAGCUUGCUGAGGUGCUGAUAUUGCCAGAUGCUAUGGAACUCUUGCACAAGCUUCGUCCGAAAGAAGGCCUGUCCACUGAGUUGGCCUUCACGAAUCUGGCCCGAACACUCUUUGGGGCAAACUUCCCACUUGAGGUCAGCAGCCACUUGAGCAAGACUUGUUGGCAGUGGUUGAAGGCGAACAGCGUAUCUGAGGAGCCCUCGGAGAAGGUAGCAAACACUGCCAGACGAUUGCGAAGUGGGAAACUCAUUAAGGUGCCAACCUUGUGCCCCACUGGUUUUGUUGCAGAUGGACGGUCCUGUGCCACUGUGGAGAACAAGCACAUCAUUUCCGCUGUGCUCGCACACUCAGCUAUGCCCUGCGAAGUCUUUGGAGGGCGAGUUGCUAUCCUUGACGAAAACACUGCACCCUUACCAGUGCGUGUUGCAAUGCCUGGCAAGGAGCUUGCUAGGCUAAAAGAGCAUUUGCUUCUCACAACAGAGCAGCUUUGGCAGGCUGGCAUUCGGGUGGUCUUGUGCGUCUCCCAGGUCCAUGAGGAAUGGACUGGAUCAUUGGCACGUCGUGGCAUUUGCUUGCUGAAUCUUGUCGAUGAGGAGGAGCUGAACUUGCUUGAAUCACGAGUUGGCCCAGUCCGGCGGAUAUUGCCUGGAAGUCACGUGGCCCUCUUGGCAGCAGCAACAUUUCCUAUUGAAUCAAUGAGGCCUCUACGACCUUCGGGAGCAGGAAGUCGGGCUUACUGGUUGAUCAAGCCACAAGAGGAAAGGUCCAUUUGUCUCUUAUUGCUACAGUCUCCUUCAAGUAGCCUGGCUGCUGAGCAUCGCCUUGCAGUUUUGCGGCUUUUGGCGGUAGUUGCACCGGCAUUAGAGGAUCCAUCCUCCAUAAUAGCUGGUGGUUUGACCUUUGAGUUGGCAUUGUUGCGCUUGGCCCAUGAGCGGGCUUUGAGCCUCCGUGGCAGGAAUCGGCCUUCCACGGAGGUAUUCGGCCCAGACUUCACCAAGGCAAGCCAUUUGGAACUAUUGACAUGGUCCUUGCUGGAGGCAUCCCUGACCGCGGUGAUUGAGGCUUUUCUUGCCAAUCUUGGAUCAGAUGGUUUGAGCUCUUCAGUAAGCAGGACAGUACGGCUCUUGGCAACGGCACCUGAAACAGAGCUGCCUGGACUUGUGCCAGGGCUGCAGAAGAUGAGUACCGUUGCAGAAGCACCUAGCAUGGGUUUUGUCAUUUCUCCAGGCAUCGGAGAAUGCCAGGACAUGAUGUGGGUCCCUUUUGAGACAGCACGCUUGAAACUGGACCUACUGCGAGCCUUCUGCUCUUUGGGAAGGAUGAUGUGUCGACUAGAUCCAGAGAGCUUGCGCGCCAUUGCGCAAGCUGGUUGAAUGCUUGAGACGACAGCACUUCUGCUCGUAUUUGGGCCACUCUUUGCUCUUGCUCUCCUAUGAACAAGUACUGAUCAUGAUCAUGCUGCUAUUUCGUCUGCAUGUGAUUGUCUGACAUGGAGUUAUGGCAUUCCAAGCUGAGAAGCUGACGGAGAUCGACUCCAUUGCACGAGAUCGACGCUGAGAUCGAAACGCCAACAACCAUUUCAACUGUGUACUGGACAAGCGGCUUUCCCUUGAGCUUCUACCGUACAUGCCUCAUUGCAUGUCGUGAGUGAAACUUGUGAUUCUUCAAGAUUUUGUACCUGCAGCAAUUGGUUCGCCGAUCGUCAAAUGAGUCAAAUGGAAGACAACCUUUGAUUGAGUCUUCCUGCGAUAGCAGUGGACAAGACAGAGGUAAAAGGAGUCAAAAGGAUGUGAUUUUGACAUGGGGUAUCGAACUGAGUCUUCCUGGUGGAUUUGGCUGAGAACAUAAUUUCAGA
Molecule: messenger RNA, 2228 nt
Organism: Durusdinium trenchii
Lineage: Eukaryota; Dinophyceae; Suessiales; Symbiodiniaceae
Source: the annotation of a GenBank genome assembly